Cicer arietinum (chickpea) is the source of this 1732-nucleotide messenger RNA. RefSeq names its product peptide chain release factor PrfB1, chloroplastic. Lineage: Eukaryota; Viridiplantae; Streptophyta; Magnoliopsida; Fabales; Fabaceae. Gene Ontology annotation, molecular function: translation release factor activity, codon specific. Gene Ontology annotation, cellular component: cytoplasm. Gene Ontology annotation, biological process: translational termination. The record is from RefSeq and is a predicted model, not a curated record.
UGUUCACCCAAACUACCCGAGAAAAUUAACCGCUCCUGACAGUAACCAUAUCCAACCCGGAUGAAGUGAGCGAACCCGUGCGAGACCCGUCAAAGCGACUCAGAGUGUGUCUUUCACCUUGGAGCGAGUGGCGGUGAUAAGAAGCAACAUUCCGCGGGGAAGAAUCGUUUGCGAAUAUAAAAACCCUAACUAACUCGGAAGCCAUGGAGGUUGUUUCGCAACCUUUGUACUGCUACACCACUGCAACUGCCAAAACCUUCAGGUUUUGUAAACAACCGCUUCUCAUUCCAAAACAUCUCUCUCCUUCUUCUUCAACACAUUUUCCCUUCUUAUCUUUCCGCACCACUCUCUCUCAUCGUCCUUCUCCUCCACCACCUGUUUUGUUUGCCACGCCGGAGAACCAAUUGAGUGUUGGGGAAGGGGAGGAUACUUAUACAAGUGAUUCGGCACUUCAAGAUUUUUAUUUGCUGAGGAGGGAUGUUGAAAUUACGUCACAGCGUGUCAAAGAGAUUAGAGAAUCAUCUGGUCUACAGCUACUGGAGCAAGAACUUGUCAAUUUGGAGGAGGAAGCAUCUAGUAGCUCCUUUUGGGAUAAUCAAGCUAAAGCUCAACAGACUCUUUCCACAUUGGCUGAUGUCAAAGAUAAGAUAAAAUUGCUCAAUGAGUACAAAACUCAGGUUGAGGAUGCAGAAACCAUAGUUAUGCUGACAGAGGAAAUGGAAUCCGUUGAUAAAGGGCUUUAUGAGGAGGCUUCUAAUCUUAUUAAAGAACUGAAUAAGUCACUUGAUCGGUUUGAGCUGACUCAACUUCUUUCUGGCCCUUACGAUAAAGAAGGUGCUGUUAUCUCUAUUACAGCAGGUGCUGGAGGUACCGAUGCACAGGACUGGGCGGAUAUGCUUCUUAGGAUGUACAUGAGAUGGGGUGAAAAACAUAGAUACAAAACCAGAGUGGUUGAGAAAUCUCUUGGAGAAGAAGCUGGAAUUAAAUCUGCCACCAUCGAAGUUGAAGGUCGCUAUGCGUAUGGGUAUUUGUCUGGGGAGAAAGGAACACAUCGCAUUGUUCGGCAAUCCCCUUUUAAUUCCAAAGGUCUUCGCCAGACAAGCUUUUCUGGUGUUGAAGUCAUGCCUCUUCUUCCAGAAGAAUCUCUGGAUGUUGAAAUUCCUGAGGAGGACCUGGAGAUUAGUUUUUCAAGAGCAGGUGGAAAAGGAGGUCAGAAUGUGAACAAGGUUGAAACUGCAGUUCGGAUUACACAUAUCCCAACUGGUGUUGCUGUUCGUUGCACAGAGCAGAGAUCCCAACUAGCAAAUAAGAUAAAGGCUUUAAGCCGUUUAAAAGCUAAGCUGUUGGUGAUAGCUGAGGAGCAACGUGCAUCCGAAAUUAAGCAGAUUCGAGGAGACACGGUGAAGGCUGAAUGGGGACAACAAAUUAGAAAUUAUGUGUUCCAUCCAUACAAACUAGUAAAGGAUGUAAGAACGGGGCAUGAUACCCCAGAUAUCGCGUCUGUUAUGGAUGGCGAGUUGGAUCCCUUCAUCAAAUCUUACCUUAAACACAAAUACAGUAUGACAAUGUCUACAAGUGGGGUCAACUAAUAUCUUAUUUAGAAAUCCUAUUCGAUGGAUGGGGAAGUUAUGGUUGUAUGAUCUCCUUCAACUUGUAUUUUCAUGGGACAUAAACGUGAUUUUGUUAAAUGUCUGUAAUAUAUCAAAAAUAAUUUCUCUUCAUUUUAAUUUAA